This is a messenger RNA of Hippocampus comes (tiger tail seahorse), 3719 nucleotides long. RefSeq names its product tumor necrosis factor receptor superfamily, member 21 (gene tnfrsf21). Gene Ontology annotation, cellular component: plasma membrane. The transcript has 9 exons. The coding region runs from base 1144 to 3141 and encodes 665 amino acids. The record is from RefSeq and is a predicted model, not a curated record. Gene Ontology annotation, molecular function: protein binding. Gene Ontology annotation, biological process: negative regulation of T cell proliferation; adaptive immune response; negative regulation of myelination. NCBI's taxonomy places the organism in Eukaryota, Metazoa, Chordata, Actinopteri, Syngnathiformes, Syngnathidae.
UCCUGUUUUUUUUUUCUCUCUAGCUACCUUCUGUCCCGCUAACUGACCUGUUGAGCUCAACCCAACUAGCCGAGGCAGAUGGCCGCCCCACAGUUUUUUUUUUUACAGUUGGUGAGUUGUUGUUUUUUUUUUUCUUGCCUCUGUUACCAACUGCUUGCGCGUGCGGGGUUGUUUUGUCAUUGCAGUCACUCUUUAAAGCGUGCCAGUGACAUCAUUCGACACAACAGACAAUGACAACGGCAAUUCAUCGAUGAUGAUAAGUGAUGUCAACGCCUUUCCCGGGCUCUGCCGUAUUCCUUAAAAGUUCUCUUUCUCCAUCCAGCCAUUCCCUGAACGGCUUUUCCUUCAAAAGUCCAUUUUGGAAUCACGCGUGUCAGGAAAACAAAAUGAGCAUCAUCAAAUGUUCAUCGAUAAAAUCAAAUAUUGAACCAGCUGACAUCGUUUGAAUUGAAGAGGGUCGUGUCCGCAAGCCUUGCCGCCUGCUCUGCUCCGGGCUUCUUGACUCCAGCUGAGAGGCUGCAGCGGAGGAGCCGGCGCGUGGCGCGGCACGGCGGGUAAAGCCAAAUGGCGCUGCACUUGCUUAUCAGCUGCUGCUAUUUGCAGCAAUGCCCGAGGCUGUAACCGUGACAGCUUGUGUGUAUGCUGACCGCUGCUCAAUGGGCCAAAACAGUGAACACGUCAUGUCUGGGCAGAAGGAUGCUAACUGGAUGGCAGACUGCACAGAACAGAUGACUGAGAAACUCAAGAGAGCCGAGCGCACGUGCUCGGCCCGUCCUUAACCACGCCCCGCCGGCGACGUCACCGCGUCCGAGUCUCCGCGGUGCUCUGCGGCGAGAGGACGGCGCCGCACUGCUCACUCAACGAGCGCGCGACGGGGCGAGGCGACGGUGCCCGUGUGGCCCUCAUCCGUCACCGCGAUGGGACCGAGCACCGCGUUCUUUGUGAGACAAGCCCUCAUCCCCGACUCCCUUCAGCCGCUCCAUCCGGGGACCCGGACUAGAAAACACCGCAGCUGAGCGGCUCUCCUCCUCCACUGAGGAGAAGGAUGACGAGCGGAGACACCCAGAGAUGAGAAGUGUUGAUCUUGUCAGCUUGGGCAAGGACGUUUGCUUGAGCCUCAUCUGAGUCCCGCACAUCUACACCAUGUCCGCCAUGUACAUUUCUGCAGUGGUCCUGUGGACAUUGGCGGUGGAAAUCUCAGCGCGGGUUUUGAACACAACUCACCCGGCUGACCUGCCCUUCCUCUCCCCCCGCCAUUAUCAAUACAAAGACCCCGAGUCUGGCUCCCGGUUGGUCUGCGACAAGUGCCCGGCCGGCACCUACGUGUCUGCGCACUGUUCCUUAACCGCUGUUAGGGAGUGCAGCCCCUGCCCCGAAGGUACUUUCACGCGAGGCGAAAACGGCGUGGCGCAAUGCCAUCGCUGUCGAGCUCCGUGUCCCGCGGGCCUGAUGGAGAAAGUCCCCUGCACUAGCUCCCAGGACCGCGUGUGCACCUGCCCUCCAAACAGCUUCCUGUUAGCGGAAGGUAGCACCAAGUGUCAGCCCCAUUCUCUGUGCCCUCCCGGGACGAGGGUGAAAAAGCGGGGUAGCGAAACAGAAGAUGUUAUUUGUAAGGCGUGCACCAAAGGAACUUUCUCCGACGCGGAGUCGAAUGCGCUCAAGUGCCGAGCCCACGCGGACUGCCGAGCUCAGGGGUUGACGCUGCUCAUCGUGGGGACGAGAAAGACCGAUAAUCUGUGUGGAGCGCUGCCGACAGCCCCCUCACCUGCAUCCAACUCCGCGACCGCUGCACGAAGACAGGACCCGGCGACAUCGGAAUCUUCCUCGUCGCCAUUAGGUCGUGAAGGCAUCAACGGCCGUUCGGCUGCUAUUCAACUGAGGGAAACUCAAGACGGGAAACUCGGGGCUGAAAUUCGCACUCGUGCGCCGAGCGCCGAUCCGGCCAUCCGUGACCGCUCUCGGGCUUCGCCGCCCGCAGUCACCAAACAGCUGCCGCGUCGCGAGCAAUCGUGGGAUGAAGCGAAUUCUUACCCUCUGCGUGUCCCUAAUAAGCGGACAAUAGAGGGACUCGAGGGGUCAGAGGUCGGCGUUGGGAUGGGAAUCGGGAAGAUUCCCGUGCAGCCGAACCGAGACCGAGUUUACAAUCCUAACCGACCCAUUCGACGAGGAUCCCCGCGGCCCAGCGCUCCCGAUCGCUUCGAUAUCAACGAACACCUCCCCUGGAUGAUCGUCCUGCUGCUCCUGCUUGCGCUGGUGGUGAUUGUGAUGUGCAGUGUGAAACGGAGUUCCCGCGUACUGAAGAAAGGCCCCGCGCAGGACCCGAGCAGUAUCGUGGAAAGGGCAAUUCAGAAGAAACCGCCGCUGCCCCCCGCGCACGUCAAAGAGAAGUGGAUCUAUUACUCCAACGGACAAGGAGUGGACAUUCUAAAAGCGGUUGCGGCUCAGGUGGGCCCCCAGUGGGUUGACCUUUAUCAGUCGCUGGCCAACGCCACCGAGCGGGAAGUGGCGGCCUUCUGCAGCGGCUACUCGUCGGAUCGCGAGCGGGCGUACGCCGCGCUGCAGCACUGGACCAUUCGGGACCGGGACGCCAAUCUGGCCAAGCUGAUCAACGCCUUGCACCGUCAGCGCCGCAUUGACGUGGUGGAGAAGAUCAGACUGGUCAUGGAGGACGACCCGCAGUUUGACAUCAACCAGCUGAUGACGUCGGUGAAUGUAAGCCAAAGCCUCAGUCCCAUUCACAAGCCUCCGGAGUCUCCCAGCAGCAGCGGCGGCAGCGCCGCGGGCUCCGAGCAGUCGCCGGUGGACCGGACCAAGAGCUUCUUCCACGAUGAGUCGGAACCGCUGCUCCGUUGCGACUCCACCUCCAGCAAAGACUCGGCUCUUAGUAGGAACGGCUCGUUCAUCACGAAAGAGAAGAAAGACACGGUGCUGCGGCAAGUCCGCCUCGACCCGUGUGACCUGCAACCCAUCUUUGACGACAUGCUGCACAUCCUGAACCCCGAGGAGCUGCGCGUCAUCGAGGAGAUCCCCGCCGCCGAGGACAAGUUGGACCGGCUUUUUGAGAUCGCCGGAGUCAAAAGUCAGGAGGCCAGCCAGACGCUGUUGGACUCGGUCUACGGCCACCUCCCCGACCUUUUGUAGGAAAAGAAGACGCGCGGGAGGAGACGAGAAGGUCUUCGCAUUUCACUCAAGAAAAUCCGGUACCGUUCAAAUUGAGCACAAUUGUGACCCGUCGUUAACUUUAUGCACGUGGUUGUAAAUGAGUCCGUUAUCUCGGCUCAGUCAUUUUCACCUUUCCUCUUCCUCCUAUUCUCUAUUGUGUCUUCUCUGUCAUUCCUUCAUCCACCCUGACACGGGAGGGGGAAGCAAAGUCCGUACUUGGUGUCUCCCAACCAAAUGCAUUCGAUAAGGUCUGAGUUUUAUAACGAAACGAAACUUGUUGAACGAGCCGUUGCUCCAUGAAAAGCAUCCAUCUCCAAGUUUUGUUUCAAAUUCAUGCUUUGGUGAUUGAUUCCAUAUUGGUUUGUCAUUUGGAGGUCCAUGUUUUUCAUUGUAACGGGGCAAUGUGUUGGAUUUUAUCGCAUCAUGAAAUGUGCACCCCUUUGUGGAUCGGACCGGAUUCCCUGGCUUCUGGUCUGACAACAAAAUCCCAUAAACUGGAAAAAAAAUUGCUUUAACUUUAAACAAGUCAGUAAACCGGUAUUGUUCUUGUUCUUUUU